CCUUUUUUACAUGUCGCAUUGUCCCUAUCCCAAUACAUUAUUUUGACAUAAAUGUCCCUCAAAACAAAAAAAUUAUUUGCAUUACGGUUCUUAUAUGUCGGCCAGGAGUCAGAAGAACAGUUUACGAACCUAGAAAAUAAAAGCAAAGAGUUUAGACGCAUGAUCAUAUGGUGAUCACGAAACAUGGAAUGAUCUCUUCAACCUUUAAACGUACCCCGUUUCUCACAUUGGACAAAACGUUAUCGGCAGUACAUGACUAUAUUUCUCAUCCAAACUCCAAUACUCUGUCUUCUGCUUUGCAGCACUACAUUGAUUCAGAUAAUCCAUAUCACGGCCGAAAGAUUCAUGCCCAUGUUAUCAAAACUGGGUACGAGCCCAAUACCAAUAUCUCUAUCAAACUUCUCAUACUUCACUUAAAAUGUGGUUGUUUGACAUAUGCACGUCAAAUGUUUGAUGAAAUGCCUCACAGAACUCUCUCUGCUUAUAAUUACAUUAUUGGUGGGUAUCUUAGGCAAGGACAAGUGGAGGAAUCGCUUAGUUUGGUUCGCAGACUGGUUCUUUCUGGUGAAAAUCCUGAUGGAUAUACAUUCUCGAUGAUAUUGAAGGCAUCCACUUCUGCUAGUUAUGUUCCAUACCGGAGUAGUCUAGGAAAAAUUGUUCAUGCCCAGAUAAUAAAAUCUGAUGUUGGUUCAGAUAAUGUUCUUUACACGGCACUUGUGGCCUCUUAUGUUAAGAGCGGGAAAAUUGGUUAUGCAAGGGCUAUAUUUGAACUAAUGUUGGAAAGAAAUGUUGUAUGCUCAACAUCAUUGAUAACAGGGUACAUGAAUCAAGGCGAUUUUGAUGAGGCCAAAGAUAUAUUCAGCAAAACGAUUGAUAAAGAUAUAGUGGUGUUUAAUGCAAUGAUUGAAGGCUACAGCAAACUGGUUGAACAUGCUUCCAAAUCACUUGAUAUUUAUAUUCAAAUGCAAAGAUUGAAUUUUCGACCUAAUAUUUCUACAUUUGCUAGUGUUAUUGGGGCCUGCUCAAUGCUGACAGCUUUUGAAGUUGCUGAACAAGUACAAAGUCAACUUAUGAAGACUGAAUUUUUCACACAUAUAAAGAUGGGAAGUGCUCUAAUAGACAUGUACUCAAAGUGUGGAAGAAUUGAAGAUGCGCGUAAAGUUUUCGAUCACAUGCCUGAAAAAAAUGUAUUUUCAUGGACUUCCAUGAUUGAUGGUUAUGGAAAGAAUGGAUAUCCAUAUGAUGCUCUAGAGCUCUUUGGUAUAAUGCAAGAACACCAUCAUAUUGACCCUAAUUUUGUGACCUUCCUUGGUGCUCUUUCAGCUUGUUCUCAUGCUGGGCUGGUAGACAAAGGUCUGGAGAUCUUUAGAAUCAUGGAAGCAGAAUACUUCCUAAAGCCAAAGAUGGAGCAUUAUGCUUGUGUUGUCGAUCUUUUGGGACGAGCAGGACGUUUGAGUCAAGCUUGGGAGUUUGUAAAGGCAAUGCCUGAGAAACCCAACUCAGAUGUGUGGGCUGCUCUUCUGAGUUCAUCUAGAUUACAUGGUUAUGUAGAGAUGGCCAGCAUAGCUGCCAAUGAACUUUUUAAACUCAAUGCUAAUGAUCGGCCAGGGGCAUAUAUUGCACUGUCUAAUACUCUCGCAGAUGCUGGUAAAUGGGAUAGUGUAAGUGAAAUAAGGGAUAAAAUGAAGGUAAGAGGCGUAUCUAAAGAUACUGGAUGCAGUUGGGUUGCUGCUGAAUUUAGUUUGUAACAUAUAUGCAAAGAAGCGAUUUAUACAAUAUUUUUCAUUCAAUAAA
Cannabis sativa is the source of this 1794-nucleotide messenger RNA. RefSeq names its product pentatricopeptide repeat-containing protein At1g28690, mitochondrial. The record is from RefSeq and is a predicted model, not a curated record. Lineage: Eukaryota; Viridiplantae; Streptophyta; Magnoliopsida; Rosales; Cannabaceae. Gene Ontology annotation, molecular function: RNA binding; protein binding. The coding region runs from base 168 to 1748 and encodes 526 amino acids. Gene Ontology annotation, biological process: RNA modification. The transcript has a single exon.